UAAAACAUAGAUGUUCUAUGUUUUCAUCGGUUCCUUUCUUUUCUUCCGCCACUGUGACUGCCGACAACUUUCUCUUGGACACAACAACAACACCGGCAACAUCGGGAUUCAUGUUUUUUUUUUAGUUUACAUCAUCCCCAAACUCUCACGCAAACCUCGCUCUUUGGCUCGCACUUAACCCAAAAUCAAACCAUGGAAGCUUCUUUCGACUGGAUUUCCUCGACCUCCUUUGACGUCAUAUUUUGGGGCCCACUCUCCAAAGCUUCAGGGGCUCUUCUGUCAUUCUCUCUCCUUUGUCUUUCCUCGUCAAUGGUUAUGGUCGACACAUGAUGCACGGUGCCUUUAGCAGCGGAUUGUGGUCAAAACAACUUUUUUUUUCUCAUCCCAGAUGAGAGUCCCUCAAACAGAGCACAAUUAUUGUCCAUCCAACAAACCAAUCCCCCCUUUUAUAAAAAAAAAUUUCCCAAUUCAGAAUUUAAAAUAAAAAAUAAAGAUAACAAAAGAAAAAAGAAAAAAAAAAAUCCACAUAGAGAGAGAGAGAGAGAGAAAAGAAUACAGAUGGAUAUAGUCUGUAAGAAUAGGCGAGAUAGAGAUCACUGAUAAUCGCUUCCGUUCCACUAUUUGUCUCUUUGCUUCUGGUUAAUCCGGACACCUUGGUGGGACUACUUGUCAUUUUCCUGCAUGAAGAAUGUAAAAGCAGAAGAGAUACCUCGUUCAGAAUCUUCUUUAUCCUCUAUAGAUGCUGACCAUAGUUCAAUUAGUAAUGGAACAAAACAACCUGACAGUCAUUUGUCAGUAAUGGAAAGCUGUAAACCAGCCUCUUUACAAAAUGCUUCUGAAGGCCCAAUUAGAGGACAAGAAGACCAUACAACAGAUAGAGCAGCUUCAACUUCAUCACUUAUCAUUGAUCAAACUGAGACAGAUCAUCAGGGUAGACUGAAAGAUUCUAGGACUGAGGGAAUACAUGACAGUUGUGAUGAACAGCUAUCUCAAAAUACUUGUUCUGUUGGCAUUUCACGUAUUCAUACUGAGGACAUGAGCGUUCCUCCUGCUUCUAAUCCAAAGAUCGGAGAUUCUGAAAAUGACCAUGUAGCAUCUCCCAGUGAGCUUUCUUUACCCUCUAUAGAUGUCACCAGGGUUGCUAUUGCAUCUAUACAUGGUGUUUGUGAUGGCCAGCAAUCUCAAGAAGCUGAUUCCAUUGUCAAUUCUUCUGUUUUGAAUGGUGACAAUGACAUGAUUUUGCCUUCUGCUUCCUCCCAUGAAGUGAAAUUGAAUGAGCUUACUUCGCUCCUUCCUGAGGUUGGCACCAUUGCUGUUGGAUCCAUUCAAGAUGCUUCUGAUGAACAACAAUCUCAAAAUUCUCAUUCUGCUCCCUUUGAUUCCCAAAGUAAUCAACAUGUAACACCACCAAACGAUUCUACUCAACCCCAUCUUAUGGUCACCACUGUUGCUGCUGGAUCCUUACAAGAUACGUUGGAUGGACAGCAGAGUCAAGGUGCUGCUUCUCUUGGGAGUUCUCAUGUUCUGCUUGAUGGUAUUAUUUCCUCCUCUCCCAAGCUUAGUGACUCUAAGGCGGGAGAUGCCAAAAAUGGGGAUCAUGAAUCCCAAAUCAAUGAUCUUAUUCUGCCUCAUCAAAAGAUUAUCAGUUCUACUGUUGAAUCCCCAAAAUCUAUUAGUCCUAAACACACGAAGCAAGUUGAUGUAAAUAGAGGUCUUAUUGAUACAGCUGCACCUUUCGAAUCUGUUAAAGAAGCUGUUUCCAUGUUCGGAGGAAUUGUUGAUUGGAAAGCUCAUAGAAUGCAAACUGUGGAGAGACGCAAGCUUGUACAACAAGAACUUGAGAAAGUACAGGAGGAGAUGCCUGAAUACAAGAAACGGUCAGAGGAGGCUGAAGAGGCAAAGAUCCAAGUAUUAAAGGAGCUGGACAGCACAAAGAGACUAAUAGAAGAGCUAAAGCUAAGCCUGGAGAGAGCACAAACUGAAGAGCAUCAGGCAAAACAAGACUCUGAACUUGCAAAGCUCAGGGUGGAGGAGAUGGAACAAGGUAUUGCUGAUGAGGCUAGUGUUGCUGCAAAGGCACAGCUUGAAGUUGCUAAAGCUAGGCAUGUAGCUGCAGUUUCGGAGCUGAAAUCUGUUAAAGAAGUGUUGGAAGCACUAAGAAGGGAAUACGCUUCUUUGAUGAUUGAGAGAGACGUAGCUAUUAAGAAAGCUGAAGAGGCUGUUUCUACUUCAAAAGAGGUUGAGAAGACCGUGGAAGAAUUGACUAUUGAGCUGAUUGCCGCAAAGGAGUCCUUAGAGUCUGCACAUGCUGCACAUUUGGAGGCAGAAGAGAAAAGGAUUGGAGCAGCUAUGGCCCGAGACCAAGAUAAUCAUCAUUGGGAAAAGGAACUAAAGCAGGCUGAAGAAGAGCUCCAGAGAUUGAAUCAGCAAAUCCAUUCAGCGAAGGAGCUGAAAUUAAACCUAGAAACUGCUUCAGCCCUGCUACUUGAUCUGAAAGCUGAAUUAGCUGCUUAUAUGGAAUACAAACUUAAGGAGGAAACCGAUGGACACUCCAAUGAUGAGUCACAGACAUCAGAGAAAAGAACUCACACUGAUAUACAAGUUGCAAUUGCUGCAGCAAAGAAGGAACUUGAAGAGGUGAAGCUCAAUAUAGAAAAAGGAACUGCAGAAGUGGAUUGUUUGAAGGUGGCUACUAUUUCAUUAAAAUCAGAGCUUGAAAAGGAAAAGUCUGCUCUUGCCACCAUUAAGCAGAGAGAAGGAAUGGCUUCGGUUGCUGUUGCUUCUCUGGAAGCUGAGCUGGACAAGACUCGGUCAGAAAUAGCCGUAGUCCAGAUGAAGGAAAAAGAGGCCAGAGAGAAAAUGGUGGAGCUGCCGAAGCAACUGCAGAAGGCUGUACAAGAGGCUGACGAGGCCAAGUCACUGGCUCAAAUGGCUCGUGAAGAGCUGCGCAAAGCAAAGGAAGAAGAAGAGCAAGCAAAGGCUGGAGCAAGUACCAUGGAGAGUAGAUUACUUGCAGCUCAAAAGGAGAUGGAGGCUGCCAACGCUUCCGAGAAGUUAGCUUUAGCUGCUAUCAAAGCUUUGCAAGAGAGUGAAUCAGCUCAAAGCACCAAUGAUGUCGAUUCACCUGCUGGUGUAACGCUUUCCAUAGAGGAUUACUAUGAGCUCAGUAAACGUGCACAUGAGGCAGAGGAACAGGCCAACAUGAGAGUGGCAGCUGCCGUUUCUCAAAUUGAGGUAGCUAAGCAAUCCGAGUCAAGAAGCUUGGAAAAACUGGAAGAAGCAAAUCGAGAGAUGGCUGAAAGAAAGGAAGCACUAAAAACUGCUAUGGAGAAGGCUGAGAAGGCCAAGGAAGGAAAGUUAGGUAUAGAGCAGGAAUUGAGAAAGUGGAGGGCUGAACAUGAGCAGCGGCGAAAGGCUACUGAAUUGAGUCAUGGAGAAAACCCACCAAGGGCAAGUUUUGAAGGAAAGAAAGAAACGAACAACUUUGAACCUGUACCUGUAGCUAUACCUGCUACUCCUGCCGGCAUUCUAGCAAGUCCAAAGGCACAUGUCCAUGGGAAUAAAACAGAAACUGAAUCAGCUAAGGAAGUACAGGUUGUAAAGAAAAAGAAAAAGUCACUGUUCCCAAAGUUUGUCAUGGUUUUGGCCAGAAAAAAGACAAAUUCAUCCAAGUCCACGUAAGUAGUCAAUAAAGUGCUGUGUUAUAUUUGCUGUUGUGAUUUUACAUCGCCUUUUUUUUUUUUUUUGGGGGGGG
Messenger RNA from Durio zibethinus, 3754 nucleotides. Lineage: Eukaryota; Viridiplantae; Streptophyta; Magnoliopsida; Malvales; Malvaceae. The record is from RefSeq and is a predicted model, not a curated record.